AUGCCGACUUAUUCCGGCUUCAAUCGUCCAAGGAAGUCGACCAAAUCUUCAGCGGCUUCCAUUAUUUCUACCAGCUCCAAGGGCUCCAAGGCUCCUCCAGAGAAAUUGAAGAAAGAGAGCCCCAAACCUCAACCGCUGGCGCCUCGAAGUGCAGAGCCUAGCGGGUCUAGCUAUACAGCAAAAGCACCGCCCGCGCCAACACCCCAGACUGAAGCGAAGGGCAAGGAUGGCAGUGCGCUGAAUGUGUUCGAGUAUUUAGAGACCGACAGUGACUCUGAUAGCGAAUCGGAGGUCUCGUCAUCGGACGAUGACGAUCUACGUCCUCCGUUCCCACCGAAUACUAACCCGAAGGCUCCUCCUGCCAGUCGGCAACCAAACACCGCUGUUCCGGUACAGACCCGCAACCGAACAUCGUCGGUGAAAUCUAAAGAGUCGCAGCCGCCAGGCGCGUUCGAAGGUUCUCCAGUCCCAGUACCAGUGCAACUCGCCAGGCAGCAUCGGAGACCUUCCACGGAUGCAGGGAACAGCGUAGUCGGGUCUGUUGCUGAAUCCUAUGACGGGACGCUACCUCCAGAGCACCGGAAUCUGGAACUUGUCCCUGAGGAUUAUUACCCUCGGACCUCGACCUCUUUGCAUCGAACGUCCUAUCCGCCGUCUCCUCCUCAAAGCCCAGAGGAGGAUAUGCACCGCUCCUCCCGCAAGAUAAGGCGCAGUACGAAGCCAUCGCGUGCUCCUACAGGAUAUGGACUCCUGGCAUGGCGAUUGAGCGCUUCUGCGGAGAACAAGGAAUACACUCUUCCUCCGCUCUACCGUCGUUUCGAAGACGUUAAUCAUCGUGUGCUCCUAUAUCUACAGGAUGAAAUCUCUCAAUUGGAAGAAGAGUUGCGCGUGCUCGAUGACUACGAAGACAUGCAGCGGAGGAGCAUCGCAGAACAGGGGGGAACGAAGGUAAUGCCUGCAUCUCGACGCAUGGAUGUGCAGGCGCAAGCCUACUCAUCCCUGCACUGUAGACGCGAGGAAGUCAUGGGAGCAUUGAUUCACAAGACAGAGCAAUACAACAACGCACUCACUGCAUAUAGCAAAGUGCUUCAAACGCUCCCCCGCGCCGCAGCCUCUGACAUAGAGACCUACCGGAAAUGGAUGAAGGGCAACAGCCCCAUUGCUACCAAUGAGAUGCGCUUCCUCGACCACCGUAAGGACUUAGUCUCCCUCACACCGCAAACAGUCUCCGAUCCGAAAGCCCCAUCUCCUGUCCAUUCUGCCAUUAUCAUUGCAUCUGCCGCAAUUAUUCUCCCUUUGCUAGCCUUCAGCAUGAUUGCCGAGUUCGCAGGUCGAAUCUUAGUCGUCGCGGUGGUCGGUGGUGCUGCUGCCGCCAUCGCAUCCCACUAUUCCACAGGAACAGAGAAUCUCGUUAAAUCCCAAGAUGGAUGGCGAGUUGCUGGCUUGUACUUCGGCUUCAUGGCCAUUACAGCGUUAUUCGUUUCUUGAUUACUUGCAAACCUAUUUCUCGGCUCAUUUCAUGUUC
Molecule: messenger RNA, 1525 nt
Organism: Aspergillus nidulans FGSC A4
Lineage: Eukaryota; Fungi; Ascomycota; Eurotiomycetes; Eurotiales; Aspergillaceae
Exons: 3
Coding region: 1-1488 (495 amino acids)
Source: RefSeq, a predicted model, not a curated record